This is a messenger RNA of Vigna unguiculata (cowpea), 1253 nucleotides long. Its product is annotated as glutathione S-transferase T1-like. NCBI's taxonomy places the organism in Eukaryota, Viridiplantae, Streptophyta, Magnoliopsida, Fabales, Fabaceae. The record is from RefSeq and is a predicted model, not a curated record.
AAACCCUUGUGUACGAAACAAUAUCUUCUUAAAAAAACUGAAAACCUUAUCUAAUUUACGGUUUGUUUUGGUUUCGUUGAACACGUUUAUCCAAAAGGAUAAACUCUGUUCCUUAUAAGCAUUUCAUAAAUACAUUAGUUUAUGGAUAUAAAGUUUGACCGUUAGAAGGUGCUGAUAUUUUUGGUGUGUAAUGAGGCAAACGAAGCAAUGCAACGAACAAGAUAGAGAGUAAAGUCAAAUCGGAGGUUCGCUGUUUGCUGUGCUUCCCAAACUUGUAAUCGAUGAUGGUGGAAAAGCUGAAGGUGUUUGCAGAUCGAAUGUCCCAGCCUUCUCGAGCAGUUCUCAUAUUCUGCAGGUUAAACGGAAUUGACUUCGAGGAGAUCAAAGUAGACAUUUCCAAAGGUCACCACCUCUCUUCUGAGUUCAGAGAAGUAAACCCUCUGCAGAAAGUUCCGGCUAUUGUUCAUGGAAGCUUCAACCUCUCCGAGAGCCACGCAAUCAUUGUCUAUCUUAAUUCUGCUUUUCCUGGAAUUGCUGACCAUUGGUACCCAAGCGAUAUUUUCAGGAGAGCAAAGAUUAACUCGGUAAUGGAUUGGCAUCACUCUAAUUUACGACAUGGAACAGUGAACUAUGUAGUAAAUACUGUACUAGGACCUGCAACUGGCCGUCCACUUAAUCCAAAAGCAGCUGCUGAAGCAGAAAAAGUGUUAUUUUCUUCUUUAUCAAAGCUAGAGGAUGUUUGGCUCAAUGGAGAGGGACGCUUCCUGCUUGGUGGUUCUCAGCCAUCUAUAGCAGAUCUCAGCAUGGUUUGUGAACUUAUGCAACUUGAGGUUUUGGAUGAGAAGAAUCGGAGUCGUAUAUUAUCCCCAUACAAGAAAGUUCUUCAGUGGAUUGAUGAUACAAGAGCUGCAACAAAUCCUCACUUUGAGGAAAUGCAUAAUAUCCUUUAUAGAGCUAAAAAGAAAUUUGAACAGCAGCGUUCAAGGGUAGCUGAAACUUCGACUGAGCCUAGCCACCAUUCAAAGAUGUGACAGACAUGCCUUCAUCUUUGCUUCAAGACUGACAACGUAAUCAUAGCCUUUUUCUUUCAACAGACUUGAGCCUUGAGUGUUAAGCUUUGCUUUGUCGGCUUGAAGAAAUUUACAUCUUCCUGAAAAGACACGAAUAUAAAUGUACUGAAAUAAACCCGCCAUUUUAAUUCCUGUAACUUUUGCGGGUGCAAAUAUCAUUACUUGAAGGAUUUUCAUUGCGUA